Messenger RNA from Pseudozyma flocculosa PF-1, 660 nucleotides. RefSeq lists its product as uncharacterized. The record is from RefSeq and is a predicted model, not a curated record. The transcript has a single exon. Lineage: Eukaryota; Fungi; Basidiomycota; Ustilaginomycetes; Ustilaginales; Ustilaginaceae. Bases 1 to 660 code for a protein of 219 amino acids.
AUGGCUCCCAAGAUCGCCGCCGCCCUGGCCGGAGUGCAGCUCCUCUUCCUCAUCACGUCGCUCGGCCUGCUCGCCUACAUCAUCUCCAAGUUCACCGAGGCGACCAAGUUUAUCAACAACUUUAACCCGCAGUCGGCCAUCGCCGCCCUGUCGCAGGGCAAGCUGCCCGAGAUCCCUGAGACGUUCGAGGUGUUCGGCGGCUACGAGAAGCUCGGUGUGACGCCCGCCCAGCUCGCCUCGGGCAACCUCUCGGCGCUGCUGCCCCUCCUCGGCCGCCUCAACGGCGUCCUCAAGAUGUUCAAGGACAUGCUCACCGUCCUCACCGCCCUCGGCUCCGUCACGCUCGCCUACAACGUCCUCUGCAUCUUCACCGCCGCCUGGGUCCUCUUUGCCGCCCUCAAGAACUCGGGCGCCCGCUCCGCCGUCAUCUGCUACUGGAUCAACCACUUCCUCUUCUUCGUCUUCGGCAUCGCCUUUAUCGCCUACACGGGCGUCAAGUCCGAGAAGGGAACCUCGAUCUUCUACGCCUUCGUCGCCAUGUGGGUCCUCGCCGUCGUCGCGGGUUUCGGCGUCAUCGCCACCUCGCUCGGCAUGCUCCGCGGCUCCUCGUCCGCACCGCACUCGUCGGUCGAGAUGCGCGAAAAGGAGGGCUCCGUCUAG